Molecule: messenger RNA, 5019 nt
Organism: Aspergillus mulundensis
Lineage: Eukaryota; Fungi; Ascomycota; Eurotiomycetes; Eurotiales; Aspergillaceae
Gene: ino80
Product: chromatin-remodeling ATPase INO80
Exons: 4
Coding region: 1-5019 (1672 amino acids)
Biological process (GO): DNA-templated transcription; DNA repair; chromatin remodeling
Cellular component (GO): Ino80 complex; nucleus
Molecular function (GO): ATP-dependent chromatin remodeler activity; ATP hydrolysis activity; DNA binding
Source: RefSeq, a predicted model, not a curated record
AUGACCGGGGCUCCGCCGUAUCACCCCCAGUCUCCGACUCAGCAGUCUCGGUACGCUGCCUAUUCGCCCUCGAAUAAACCGCGUCAUUUCUACCCGAGCAAUGAGCAGUACCAGCAACACCCGCCUCAAACGCCCCCUGCCUUCCCGCAACCCAACCUCGCGCGGAGCCCUCACUAUUCACAUGCGCCUACGCCUAUGCCAGGGUCUCUACCACCAUUGAACGGCGGUGCACCCCAGCCGCCGCAUCCAUCCGAUCCGUCGCCGCAGUACCAAGCACAUUCAGCCGCAGGGACUCCGCAAUACCUUCCCCGACCUUACUCUGGCUCCCUGUUGCCCGGUAGUGGCGCAUCCCCAUACGGGCCCUCUACGCCGUCCCACGCCCAUCCCUCUAGUCGUCCGGACAGCCAUGCUCAUGUGGUGUCGCCUAAGAAAGAGCCGGAGGCACAUUUCUCAAUGAGCCAUGGAGUUCCUCCCUACUCUAUGAUGCGUGAGCCGAGAGCGGCUUCACCUCCGAGGGAAGCUAAACCUGCUCGCGCCGCGGACCCAAUGUCGUUUGCUAGCAUCCUUUCAGGGCCCACCGAAGAGCAAGCUCCUCCUAAAAGACAGUCCCCUCCACCUGGACUAGGUUCGAUCCAUUCAGCUGCGCCAUCAGUCAAUGCUACUACAAGCCUGAGUCCUCCUCCACCGGUCGCUUUUAACCCCAGAGUAAGAGAUAUCGAGCCAGCUCCACCCGCUUCGUCCUCAAGAUUAGAGAAGAAACCUAGCACGGACAGGCGUCGACGCGUUACUGAGAAGGAUCCGAAAACGAACGACAUCUCGGCGAACGGUGUCGCGGAACCUCCCAAGAUCAUGCGGCCCCCUCGCCGAAUUAUGUCAGAAAAGGAAACGGAAAUGGUCAACAAAUACAUGGUCGAAAUUGACAAUGCAGACAAGAGCGAUGUGGAAGCUCCAGGUUUUGAACAAGAACAAGAACGGUAUCUCCUUAAAGGGAAGAGGCGCGCCUUAGAUCUGGAACGUACCGAGGGCAUCAGGCGCAAGCGUCGCCGCCACAAUUAUCUCUAUACACUUACCAAGUCGUUCGCGAGACAAGCCAAUGCGGGCACGGAGCGAUUCCGAUAUGCAAACGAAGCUUCCGUCAUCGCCGAAGUUCAGGCGAAGGAAGUACAGGAUGAGAAAGAACGCAAGAAAGACAUGCAGCGCAAACGCCGACGAGAGAAUACCGUGCGGCUGGAAAUGCAGAAAAAGCUUGAAGCAGAGCUCAAGGCAAACGAGACCCAGGACUCUGCUGAGAAAGCCAAGUUCCUGCGGGAAGCAGAACGUGCCCAGAGGAAAAUCAAAACCACGAAACGGGCCUUGGAAGGCGUUACUUCUCCAGAAGAGAUUGGCGAGGUCACCCCGUUGGCACCUAACCUUGAAGGAGGGACCACCAGUUCCUUCCACAUUGGCCGAAGCUCUCCGUCAAGGCGCAAGUCCGGUCGCGGCGGCCCCGUCACACGACCCAAAAAGUCAAAAGAGCAGAAGCAAGCCGAAAAGGACGCUGCCGAGGCUGCCUAUGCUGCUAUGGAAAACGAUGAGCCUCUGCCUCUUGCUCCAAGGGAGGACCCACGAAAGGAGGCCCUCAAGAAGGAUGCCAAGGGCGGUCGCUCCAAAGAAGCCACACCUAUUCCCAUGUCUACCUAUGAGUCGAAGGGCUACAACCAGAUCUACGAACAGAUCUGGAGGGAUAUCGCACGUAAAGAUAUUCCCAAAGUCUACCGCACCAAAGUCAACUCUCUGAGCACUCGGCAAGAGAAUUUGCGCAAGACGGCCCAGCUAGCCAGCAAGCAGUCUCGCAAAUGGCAGGAGCGUACCAAUAAGAGUAUGAAGGAUACUCAGGCACGCGCCAAACGGACGAUGCGUGAAAUGAUGUCGUUCUGGAAACGGAACGAACGUGAAGAGCGUGAUCUGCGCCGUCUCGCAGAGAAGCAAGAACUUGAGUCAGCGAAGAGGGCAGAGGCCGAGCGCGAGGCUAAUCGCCAGAAGCGCAAGCUCAACUUCCUCAUCUCCCAGACCGAGUUGUACUCCCACUUUAUUGGUCGCAAGAUUCCAGGAGCAGACGGGGAGCCUGGGGACGCAGGUGUGGAGGGGGCUGAUGCCAUGGACUUGACCCCUGCCGUUGGUGCGAAGGUCACCAAUUUCGAGGACCUUGACUUCGACGCAGAGGACGACACCGCCCUUCGGCAGGCUGCCAUGGCCAAUGCUCAGAACGCGGUUCAACAGGCCCAGGAGAGAGCGCGUGCCUUUGAUGACCCUAAUAAGAGCACCAUGGACACGAUGGAUGAUAGCGAACUGAACUUCCAGAACCCCACGAGUUUGGGCGAUAUUGAGAUCUCGCAGCCUACAAUGCUUACGGCAAAACUAAAGGAAUACCAGUUGAAGGGCCUGAACUGGCUCGUCAACUUGUACGAGCAGGGCAUCAACGGUAUCCUAGCAGACGAGAUGGGUCUCGGUAAGACAAUUCAAUCCAUCUCAGUUAUGGCUUAUCUCGCCGAAGUCCAUAACAUCUGGGGUCCCUUCCUGGUUAUUGCGCCGGCAUCAACCCUUCACAACUGGCAGCAAGAAAUCACCAAAUUCGUUCCCAAUAUCAAGGUUCUGCCUUACUGGGGUAACUCGAAAGACCGCAAGAUUCUCCGCAAGUUCUGGGAUCGCAAGCACAUCACCUACACCAAGGAAUCAGAGUUCCACGUACUCGUGACUUCCUACCAACUAGUGGUUCUUGACUCGCAAUAUUUCCAGAAAGUCAAGUGGCAGUAUAUGAUUCUUGAUGAAGCCCAGGCCAUCAAAUCAUCCCAAAGUUCGCGUUGGAAGAGUCUCCUUGGCUUCCACUGCCGUAACCGUCUUCUUCUGACCGGUACUCCCAUUCAAAACAACAUGCAGGAGCUGUGGGCUCUUCUCCAUUUUAUCAUGCCCACGCUUUUUGACUCCCACGACGAGUUCAGCGAAUGGUUCUCCAAGGACAUCGAGUCUCAUGCACAAAGUAAUACGAAGCUCAACGAGGACCAACUCAGGCGUCUACAUAUGAUCUUGAAGCCUUUCAUGUUACGUCGUGUUAAGAAGCACGUCCAACAGGAGCUCGGUGACAAGGUCGAAAAGGACGUCUUCUGUGAUCUUACGUACCGUCAGCGUGCUCUCUACGCCAAUCUACGAAACCGCGUCAGUAUCAUGGAUCUCAUUGAGAAGGCUGCCGUCGGUGACGAAACAGACAGCACAACGCUGAUGAAUUUGGUUAUGCAAUUUCGUAAGGUUUGCAACCAUCCCGAUCUGUUUGAACGGGCUGAAACCAAGUCACCUUUCUCUCUUGCACACUUUGCAGAGACCGCUUCUUUUGUGAGAGAGGGUCACAGCGUUGACGUCGCCUACUCGACCCGCAACCUGAUCGAGUUCCCAGUGCCACGAAUACUCUGCAAGUCUGACGGCCGCGUCGAUAUGCCAGGACCUAAUAACUCAAAAGCCGGCUUCUGUGCCAAGUAUUUGUCGCACAUGAUGAACAUUUUCACGCCGGAAAAUAUCAAGCAGAGCGUGGAGGAUGACGGUGCAUUUUCCUUCUUGCGAUUUGUGGAUACCUCGGCCGGAGAGGCGUUUGACUAUUCUCAUCAAGGUGUAUUCGAGCGUGCCGUCCGUCGGCGCGCACGGACGAACAGGUUGUCCCGGCUCAACGUAGUUUAUGAUGAAGAUGAAUCUUUGUCUGCAGCAUUGGCCCACACUCUAUUCAACAUUGCCGAACGUAACGACCGCCAGGCUGUACACGAUAUCGCAGAGGAAGGGUACAUGCGUCAACUCAUGACUGUCUCUCGGUCAGUCUUUGAACAAGAGGGCCUCAACGUCAUUGAGCCUUGUGCCGGGCCUGCUGCAUCGGCACCCCCGAUCACUCUUAUGUCCUCAGGCCAAGGGGCCUCCAGAGAGACGGAGGAUGCCCUAUUCAACAUUCCUGUUCAGCAUGCCUUGUUCGGCACUCCUUCCAAGGCCAUGGAAGAGCAAAUCAUCGAGCAGCAGCUGGAUCCUACGCCUUACUCUCUUCCUCCGAUGUUGCCCGAGCCACUUUCAACCAAGGGUCGCUACACCCACAUCGAGGUUCCUUCAAUGCGACGAUUCGUUACAGAUUCUGGCAAGCUAGCCAAGCUAGAUGAACUCCUACGCGAACUGAAAGCAGGAGGCCACCGUGUGCUCCUUUACUUCCAGAUGACGCGCAUGAUUGACCUCAUGGAGGAGUACCUGACCUACCGCAACUACAAGUAUUGCCGUUUGGAUGGAAGCACCAAACUGGAGGAUCGCCGAGACACGGUGGCUGACUUCCAACAACGCCCCGAUAUCUUCGUGUUCCUUCUGUCCACACGCGCUGGUGGUCUGGGUAUCAACUUGACUGCCGCCGACACUGUCAUCUUCUACGACUCUGACUGGAACCCGACGAUCGACUCGCAAGCCAUGGACCGAGCUCAUCGUCUUGGUCAAACCAGACAGGUCACUGUGUACCGACUCAUCACUCGUUCCACUAUCGAGGAGCGCAUUCGUAAGCGAGCCUUGCAGAAAGAGGAGGUGCAACGAGUCGUCAUUUCCGGUGGUGCAGCCGGCGGUGUUGACUUCAACACACGCAACCGCGAUAGCAAGACCAAGGACAUUGCUAUGUGGCUUGCUGAUGACGAACAAGCGGAGCUUAUUGAGCAGAAGGAACGGGAAGCUCUCGAGCGAGGUGAAACUUUUGGUGCUGGCAAGGGCGGCAAGAAGAAUGCCCAGAAGAGAAAGAGAGAUGUUACACUGGAUGAUAUGUAUCACGAAGGCGAAGGAAAUUUCGAUGAUGCUAGUGCCAAACCAUCAGGAGCUGCGACACCUGUAUCAACGGCAGAAAACGUUGGAACACCCUCGGUUGGCACACCUAUUCCCAAGCGAGGGCGUGGCCGAGGGGGGAAGGGGAUGGCCAAACGAGCGAAGACAACCAAAGAACGACUACGUCUAAUAGACGGCGACGGGGGCUUGGGUAGUUAA